Messenger RNA from Pelobates cultripes (western spadefoot toad), 13829 nucleotides. Lineage: Eukaryota; Metazoa; Chordata; Amphibia; Anura; Pelobatidae. The record is from the annotation of a GenBank genome assembly.
GUGGUCACCGAGGCCACGCCCCUUCCCAGCUUGUCAGAGCAGAGGAGGGGGAGGAGCUACAGUAGGAAGUGUGCCUGUGUGUCUGAGUGUGUGACACUGCUAGUGUGUGAGAGAGGGGGGAAAAAAAGCUCUGUCCUCUGCUGUGUCCUACAGCCAGCUAUAUACAUACACUGCAGCCACUACAGCUAACUAGCAACACUCACACUGUAUACACUGAGUGUGUCUGUAGGACCAUGUACACACACUGCACAGCUACACAGAGCUAGCCAGGCAUACACAGUGUGUACUGUCACACAGCCAGACUGCUAACACAUAUGUGUACUACUUCAAAUACUCACACAUAUACAGAGACAGACAGUGUGUAGACCAGAGUGACACUGGACCCCAGGAAUCCACACAGCGGAAUGACAACAGGACCCUGACGUGAGUAUUCCCAGCCGGAGGGGGCUAUGGUAUAUGUGUGCGCUUUUAUUUAUAUUUAUGGUAUACGUGAACGUGUUUAAUUAUGUUUGUUAUAUGUGUGUGUUUUAUCUUAUAUAUAUAUAUAUAUAUAUGUGUGUUUGUGUUGUAAAAUGUGAAUUCUAUAUUUUACGUUUUGUAUAUUUUGCAUCCCUUAUUACUAAGAAGUUAAGACUGCAAACCAAAUGUAUGUACUCUAUACCCACUGUCCCUGUGCGUCCUGCUUGUCUUGUUGCAUAUACAUGUCUUUUAGUCCACCUAUUGUACAGCGCUACAGAAUUUGUUGGUGCUUUAUAAAUAAUAAUAAUAGUAAUAAUAUAUAGUGUGUUAGUUGAGUGCAUGUAUUGGUGUGUAAGUAGUUUUUGUAUUUUGUUUAUUAGGAAUUGUUGUGUUAUGUGUUUGCAUGUAAUAAAAAUGUUUUAUUGUCAUAAAAAGGUGCAUAUUAACAAUACCCAGUUUACUCUUACUUAUGAUCAUUUUUAUUGCUCUUUAUUUAUGUCCCUUUUCACUUGAGACAUCAGUAUAGAAAUACAAAGUAGUAAGUUUUGCUUCUCUUGCCAACUAAUUUGUACUUUCACUAUUAUUAGACAGUAUGUGUGUGUGUGUGUGUGUGUGUGUGUGUGUGUAUGUGUAUAUAUGUAUGUAUAUAUAUAUAUAUAUAUAUAUAUAUAUAUAUAGGCAUAUCUAUAGAUGUGUACUUUUUUUAUAACCUCAAUAUGAAUUAAUGUUUUUGAAUUUUAUUUUAAUCAACUGGUUUAUGCUAAAAUACUAAAUUAAUAUAUAAAUAUAUAAAAUAAUCUCUAAUUUUUAAUUGUGUUUAGAAUGUGUCCACUGAUAGACUGUUUGAAAAGUUCAGGUUAUGUGGUUUUAACUAAGUGUUCUAUAGAUAUGCCUGUUUGCAUCAUGAAUGAACAAAUUACUUUGUAAAUAUUGCCUUACCCAACAGCUCACUUGUUUUGAGAAUUGCAAGAAAUGUUUAUUUUAUAAUUACUAUUACCCCAUCCAAAAAAAUUGCAAUAUGCUUCUUGUUCCACCUGUAUCCUCCAAAAUGCUAUCUUCAAUUUCACUUGUAAAACAUAAUUAUCAUAGUUUAUGUAUCAUAUAUAAUAUGUCUUUAUGUUAUUUGUAUCCAUGUAGAUAUAUCAGUUCUGGGUGAAGUUACAAUAUUCUGUUUUAAAAGUUCUACUUUUACCUCAACUUUAUAAAAUGUCUAAGCGUAACAGAACUGUUUGCUUUUUAAUUUACACAGAAAAAAAGGGGGAAUGGGGGCACACCUGGAACAUGCAUUUCUAAGUAGUAGUAGUUGCUGUAAAGAUAAUAUAUAAGAAUUAUACUACACAAAAUCACAUGCAUGGCAUAUGCAAAGCUUGCACUCUUUUUUUAUUCCUGGAAGAAAUACAGUGACUUUGAACCAAGGUCAUAGGGAGUUAACCGAUGAACCCAGACUAGAGAUUGGGUCAGUCACCAAUCUCUUCGUACACCAGCCUCAGGAGACUGUACGAUAGCAUUUAAAAUCUCAGUUUUAUGCACAAAAUGUCUAAUUUCACACCACUACAUGUGUUCUAGUUUAACAUAUAUUGUUCUAUAUGUGUGUACGUGUCAGAAAUAUACAGUUGCAUUAAUAACACUCAGUGUGAAUAGUGUGCAUGAAUUGUUUUUACUUUUAUUUAGAUAUAGCGCCAACUUAUAUUUUAGUGCCGAAUAUGGCAAAUAUGUAAAAGUGAACAGAAAGAAGUAGUGUAGUCAGCUCUGCUAAAAUGGGAUUUCAAUGUCAAGGAUCACUGUAUUGCUGUGGAUGGUUUUUGAUAUCAGUAAUAACUUUAUUUGUAAUAUUUGUAUAAACCGCAAGAGUAUUAAAUUAUGUGACACACAGGAGACUAACCUUUUGUUCUUUUAUACUGUUACACUUCUAAUCAUGAACUUUUGUUUUGUUGUUUUUUCUUUUGUUUUGUUUUUUGACUGCUCAGGAUGUCCUUUUAGAAAUUUAUUGACCUCGUAAAUGCAGUGCAUUUCAUUCCCAGAAACUGAAUUCAGUGAACUGGGAAAUUGGAUGGUAAUUAGAAGGCAGAGGGGUCAAAGGUUGAAAGUUUUCUCUGACCAAUAGUACUAUGAUAAAACCCAAUCCUGUUCUGUACCUAUCUGACUUUCUUAAUUCUGCGCAACUCACAGGAUUGGCACUAUAUCUGUAUAGAGCAGUGUUCACAGUCCUGGUUCCAUUUUGUCCUUUAUUGCUAUUGUAAAAGAAUCCUAUAGUGUCAGGUAUACAAACAUGUAUUCCUGACACUGUAGUUCUGAUUUGGCUGUUUAGCUCCCCAGCCCUUCUGUUAGAGCAGUAAGAAGGUGCGUUUACUCACCGCGCCGGUGUCCCUGCCUUGUUCUACCUCCAAUGCUGAAAUCAUCAAUCUGGAUGAUCUCAGCCAAUCCAUAGGAAAGCAUGGAGAAGCUAUUGUGCAUGCGCAAUAAAAUGCUGCACUGUGCCAGUCAGCGUCUCCUUAUUGAGAUGCAUUGAAUCAGUGCACCUCUAUGGGGAGGGGCCAGGUUCUCUAUGCAGAGGAGGAGACGCUGAACACAUUGUGCAGCACUAAUACAUGAAGCACCUCUAGUGGCUGUCUGAGUAACAGCCACUAAAUGUGUUACUAGGCAGCAAAGUAAACACUGCCUUUCCAUAAAAAGGCAGCGUUUACAUUGACGAGCCUGCGGGAUCAAGGUAUAGACACCAGAACCACUACAUUAAGCUGUAGUUGUUCUGGUGACUUGUAUAAUGGUUCUGGUGACUACAGUGCUUCACAGUUUUACAGCGGGGAUAAAAAAAUUACAAAUUAGUGACAAACAAUUGUGAAUAGAAAGAGGCAGACUUUCCCCAAGAGCUUACAAUCUAUUUAAUAUAGUGCUACCCUGACAUUCCAAAUGCUAGACUGCUGCCCAGAUCUCUUGUGUAUUCUCUUUGCCCUUUCUGUAUAUAUAAACCAACAGUAACCUCUACCAAUGAAACAGUUCACAUCAAAAACUAUUGUUUACUUUCCUUUAUGGCUGUGCGACUUUUCUCUCGAUAUACCCGCUGGUUUAUUCAGUAAGCCAGGAAUUAUGGAGACUUGACAUUGAUAUUGCCAGUUUUAAGCAAAUUUAGCACAGGUGGCAAAAGAAAAAUAUCUGAGUUGGGGAAUGUUAUGGCUAUUGGCCCAAUAUUUGCAAUUGCCGUUUAGUGAGUAGUCCUGUUGGUGUGACUCUUACUUGUGGCACACACCUUUGGGUAGUAUUAAUAUUAAUUCGCUACUGGGGACACUGUACAAUGAGACUUGCUCAAAAAUGAAAAAUGUAGAAAAUUGCAGCAAUGAAUGUGAUGACCUUUAUUCCAGGGAAGGUCGACAGUGGCUGCAAAGUUUUGCCAACAUUUAGCCAGCCCCUGUUCCUAAUUCUUUUUUUUAAAACUUAUUUUAUUUCUUUUUUUGCAUAUAGAAUACUAAGUAUCAUCAUACAUCCUAGAAAUUAGCAUGCACUCAAAUAAGUAUUGAACGCAAAGAAUCAACAAAAAGAAGUAAAACAUGAGAGCAAUUAAGGAACAAAACUAAACAAAGAACCGUGAGUUAGCAUAGUCAUAAACACUAGUCGAUAUCUAUUAUUACAAUUUAAGGAGCAUAAGAUGGUGAGGAGGUAUUUCAAGGAGGUCACUGCACCAAUCGAUUUCAAAUUUAGGAGGCUUACUGUUUUGGAGGAUCAGUGAGUGCAGACAUGACUUCAUAAAUAUUCUUAGAUUUUAAUGCGUUUAUAUAGAUCUUGCAAACUACUCCUGUACUUAGCACUAAACAUGGCCUUUGCAAUACUUUGUUGCUACUGGUUUCCUUCUCUUCUUUUUGCCUUGGGGUAUUGCAAAACCUGUCUGACUAAAUUGUGUAUAUAUAUAUGCGCUUUGAGCAGAGCAAAGGUCUUCCUUACCCUUGUUCUCCCAUAUUCUAUGUGCGUGUACUCUAGUUGGCCCUUUCAUUAGCCUAAGAUACUGUCUGUUUAGUAUAGUGUCUACAAUUAAGCAUGGGGAGCAUUUCUGGAGACUGUCUUCGUUUUUAUUAGUUUUAGGUUCUGCAAGUCCAGUAUUGUUUUAUAUUGAGCUUAAUCUAAUAUGCGCAUGUAAUGGGCCAUUGUUAAGGGAUAUUUAUAAAGCAUGCUGAUUUGACUAGUGCACAAAGACUUUAUUUACUAAACAUUGAGUGUUGGUUAAGAGUCUGCAGAAAUUUUGUGCUUGUCUGGUCAUUUUGGAUUCUUUGUAAGUCUUUGUUAAAAUUCACUAUUUGCUGACUUAAUUGGAGUCCCUUGCAAGAUGCCAUUUCCAGAGCCCAAAUUUUAUUGAGUAAAGAUCUUUACAUAUUCCCUAUUUUAGAAACACAAAACAGGUUGGAACCAAAUUAGGUCUGGUUCUUUAACAAAACAAAUGUAAGGCCAAUAUGUUUGGUUUGUGGUUGGGGCUAUGGUCUUCUUAAAUGGAGUGUACUGUCAUACCUUGCUCUCCAGUGAUUUGAUCCCCACCCAAUGUUCUUCCUUUAAUUAUUCUAUAAAUGAUCUACCCUGGUUGGCCUUCUUCAAGCUUUCCUUAACCGGCGAUUUUGGCACACCUCAGAUCGUACAUAAGCCAAAAAAGUUUUAUAGAAACAAAACAAAGUUAUGUGAGUGUUAUCACAAAGCCAUAUGUACAUUGAUAUUACUGGAUAUUUUUAGUAUCACUCCAAUGGCCAUUAAAAUGUAAGCUCACUUGCCAAGUAACGGCAAAACGUCUUAGGUGUGUCCUACACUAACAAUUCACCAAGCCAAAUAUUUGUCAAACACUUUUAUAUAUAUAUAUAUUUAUAUUUUUGGCUUAUUCGUAUUAUGCAAAGUAUUGCAGAGAGUUGAUCUUUUAAAUAAUGAAUUAUAUUAUCUAUUAUCUAGACUAUAUUUAUUGUAAUCUUACAUACUUCAUGUAUAUGUUACGGAUGCUUUGUCUGUUUUGUCUCUUUUGUUUCAGGAUGCACUCACACUUUUCCUAUGUCCUGUGCAGGGCUCCUUUACAGCAUGUCUUCCCGUGACAGACGCCCUGAUUUGUGCAUCAAGGCAGAACCAGGGACACCAGAAAGUAUUGGGCGCCGGAGUCCAAGUGGAUCUAGUGACAGCAGUGGGCAUGGGCCUGACCUCCAAGGACCUCGAUGUUGCAGAGGAGGUGAAGAGGAGCAGGAUGAUACCCCUGGAAGGGGCAAAUAUGUUCUCAACUCAAUUCCUAAGCGUCUUUGUCUGGUGUGUGGAGACGUAGCAUCAGGAUAUCAUUACGGGGUAGCGUCAUGUGAAGCAUGCAAGGCCUUCUUCAAGAGAACUAUUCAAGGUGAGCCAGGGGAAUGCCAAUGCCAGGGUAGGACCUCUAAAACUUUACCAAAAAUGAGUUUCUUUUUCCAACCUUAAAAUUUUGUACUAAACUGGUACUAAGGACUGUGGAUGAGAGGCUGCAGUGUAAAACUUUGUGAAUUUGGUUUAGCAGGAAAAAAAAAUCCAUAUGACUGGUGAAUAAAAGUGCAUUACGAGUGUUAAAUGAUUUUGUGAUAAAGCCUAUCCAAUCUUUUUCAGGUGCAUGGACAGGAUGUUUUAAUGACUUCACUAAACGGCUGCUUUUUUUAUUUUUAAAUUUACAAUACCCUACUGGGCAUUAGUAAUUAGUAACCCCCUAUGCCCAUAAACCUGGAAAACAAGCCUUUAUAGCAAAGCCCCAUCGCUGGUUUCUACACCCCAUCUGAUGCCACUGAUGCCAUCUCUGUGGUCCAAUAAAGUGCUUCUCAUAGAGAAACAUUUGAUUGGACCAUUCUCACUGGCUCAGAGUGCAUGCGCAUGCUCUGAGCCAUGGAGGGACUUGGACUUGUUGACAAGCGAGGGAGGUAAUUACAAAAAAAAUGGGCAAAUAAUAAAGAAUAGAUACCAGAAAGUUGGAGUGCGCUAGCAACUGCACUGGAGUUAGGGUCUUCUCUGAGUACUCUGAAAAAAUAUAUACAGUAUAUAGUGCAGACUAUCUGUAUAUACAGCGUAUGCAAAAUUAAAAGUAUAUCUGGGGAUCAACUCACAUGGACCAGAGCCCUAUCGCCCCUGGCUCUGGGUUUGAAUUGCUCCAAUGGAGAGGGAUAAACCCACAAUAUAGCAAGACAGGAUACUCUUCUGAAUCACAUGUAAUAUCUAGGCAGUACAAACAAAUAGAGAGGCAGGAGCCCAAAUUGAAUAGUAUCAAACACAGUAUUUAUUUAAACAAAAGGUUAAAAACUCUUACUUGAAGUAGUGGGUUUGCCAGCAAUAAACCCACAACUAGAUAAGCAGGAAUUUACACACAAAAAACGAUACAGCUUAGACACUUCCGGGUUCCGGCUUUGUUCCGAUCACGUGAUCGCUUGGACCGCCUCUCUCUGAUGUCAAACGUUUGAAAACGUUUGGGCUGAUGACAGAUGCAUUUUUUUGCACAGAAUUAAUUUUAGUCAGGCACUUGUCCAGCCUCUUUUUAAUACAUAAUACAGAUAGACAAAUGCAAAAUACAUAUAAUAAACCUAAAUAUACUCCUUUCUGAAUGUCACUUGCUAAGUGACAAUCCCCUGCCAAUCCUGACCUUUCUGUUAUUUUGAAUGGCAAAACUGUGCACUUCCCAUAAACUUUGCACAGCAGGAGUGUAUGGCUUCAAUAUCGCUUUUAUCUUUGACCGUUGCAUUUGGAGUUUAAAACCCAGUUGCUAGUAGUUUCAAUGGACGUUUUAUUAAAGAGGAAAAAAAGCCUUUUCUUUGGUCUUUUCUUCUUUAAUAGGCUAGACUCGCAGGGGUAGGCAACUUUCGACACUCUGGAUGUUGUGGACUACAUCUCCCACAAUGCUCUUACAGCUAUAAUGCUGGCACAGCAUCAUGGGAGGUGUAGUCCAAAGCAUCUGCAGUGCCGAAGGUUGCCUAUCCCCAAGACAGGAAGUGUUAGGCUAAGAGUGUAAGAUAACCGUAUAAGCUUAUUAUAGCUUUCCAGUGAGAAAGGUUUGUUUGAGAAAAUAAUAAUAAAAAAAUAAAUAUAUAUAUAUAUAUAUAUAUAUAUUGGAAUAGUUAUUUAAAAACUCACAACAGUAGUAUUUAGGGUAUAAGCUCUUAAGGUUUUUGCCAAAACAAAAAUGUGCACUGCUUCCAGCAAGAGUGGAAUCAAGAGAAGAAUGCAGAUGUCAGUAUUCUUAGAAUGCUAGUAAGCCCAAGGCAUUGUUUAUGUUAUAACUGAUCCAAUGCCUAAGCUUCUAUUUUGGGUUUUGUUUGCCUUUAUUAGCAUAAUGUACUUUGCACAUAGUUGUCAAUUUGCUCAUUGUUGUUAUUGGUUACCUUUCUGUUUGGUGGAAUGUUCUGCAAUUGACAACAGUUUAUUUCUUAUUACUCUAGCCAACUCUACAGCCACCCUCCUGUUAGCUUACCUUGUGUGUCCAGGAGCAUGGCUUGCUUGUAGGUCUGUUCCUGCUGGUGGGAGUGAGAGGUCUGGAGUAGCUCUUCGUGCUCAUUCUCCUCUCUGUCCACUCAUGCUGCCUCCUCUCCCCCACAUGCUGUCUCUCUCCACAAAACUUGGAGGAAGUGACAGGCUGUCACUUCCUCCCAGGCUGCUGACACUACACAGGCCCGAUCUCGGUCUUAAAGGGCCGCGAUACCUGACCAGCCCCUGUUCAGCAAAAAUGUUUCCAAGUGCUAUCAUAUCACCGGGGAAAUAUUUUGCAACGCCCCUGUGUGUUCUGUACACUGGUGUGCCACGGCACACAGUUUAGGAACCGCUAGUAUACAGUGAAAGCACUCACCAAUCUCACCAAGUUCCUGUUUUCAGCCAAUGUUAAAAGCCAAUUACUAGCAGCCCUGUAAAAGAAGGAGAUUCACAUACUUUUUCUCUUUCUGUAUUUUCAUUGGUUGACAGCUAAUAGACAGAAUCUUUCACCGAAAAAAACUUUGCAAGGCUUGCUUCAGUGAUGUCCUUCAUAGAUAUCUGGUGUGUGGCUCUAAAAUUGUGUAAUGGACUACUUGAAUUGUCCUGACACCGACUUUGCAUUCUAAGUCUGCCAGAAUUUCAAGAUAGCUGGUAUCAUUGGCAUAUAGAAAUUAUUUACUGUAAUAUAUGCUCCUGAUUAUAAUCUUUAGUUUCCAUUACAUAGAGUUAUGGAUAAAUGUAUAUAAAAUAGAGGAUAAAUACAGACCAUAAUUAGGAGACAGCUUUUAAAAACUUUGGAGGAGCCCAACGUCCACAGACCUUUUAGAACCUUACUUAAAGGGACUCUCCAGGCAGAGUAGUUUACUCACCUGGUUCCAGCGCCGGGAGCCUCGUGAAGCCGCGCCCCCUAUUUCGUCAAAAUGACGAAAUAGGCGGGUGCGACAGGGAGCAAUCAGACGCCUCCAUUUGGAAGCGUCAUUGCUCCCUUGUGCAAUGCCGCCCUCUGAAGUCCUGAGCGCACUACCGCGCAUGUGCGCGGAGUGCAUGGCCGUGAGCUGAGCUGACUGAUAGCUCAGCUCGCGGUCUUUGCCUGCCCCCUCUCCUCUCCUGACAGGCAGGUGAGAGAAGGCGCGCACACAGUGCCUUCUCUCUCCUGCACACGUCAGACGUAUCUUAAUACGUCUGACGUGUACAAGGCCUUUUUAGGGCCCUACAUGAUAGGAAGUCCCUCUGGUGGCCGUCUGAGUGAUGGCCACUGGAGGUAUUCCUAUCAAUCAAUGUAAACACUGUAUUUUCUCUGAAAAUACAGUGUUUACAUUAGAUUGCCUGCCGGGAGCUAUAGAUCUCACCUGAACAAAUACAUUAAGCUGUAGUAGUUCAGGUGACUAUAGUGUCCCUUUAAUAUAUUGUUAAAGGGACACUCAUUUUAAUGGUUUAUUGCUAAAUGAGAGUCCCCAGCAGCUCAUAUCCUUUGUUCUGCUCUAGCUAAUGAGGAAGCAGUGGCUUGAUCAGUAGUGGGUGGCGGUGAUUUACGCGGAGUGUCAGCUGACCGCAUUUAACCUAUCACAGCUGCUCAUUGCUGGUAUAAUGUGGUAUGUAUAUUAUUAUUAUUAUUGUUAUCGCCAUUUAUAUAGCGCCAACAGAUUCCGUAGCGCUAUAUGGUUGAAGCGGUAUGAGAAGAAAUUGUUAUAAUGCAUUAGUGUCCCUUUAAACCAUUUUUCAUAUUAUAGGGGAUAUGUAUCAAGGGGCAAACAUGCUAUAUUGAGGCAAAGUGCUAAAUAAAGAGUAAUCAGCAAUAGAUUAAAUCUAUGCGUUUAGUGCUUUGCAGUACAAAUAGCACCUGAUUUUUUUUCUUCAAAAAUCUCCCCUUUUAAAUUAUUUUUGAUUAAUAUUGUCACACUAUGUUGUAUAUGUGAUGUUAUAGCUUUUUAGUGUUCAAUAUGUGAAAACCAACACUUCAAAGAUUAAAAACUACUCUUUUAUUGAAAACCCAUUAAAAGUUAUUUAAAUAUGUAAUGGUGAUGAUAUAGAAAAUAGUGCACACAAAUGUAUCAAAAUAAUAUCACCCUGAGGACACCACAAGCCUUACGCGUUUCGUGCUACUCAAGCAGUUAUUCAUAAGUCUAUGAAUAAGUGCUUGAGAACCACGAAAUGCAUAAAGCAUAUGGUGUCCUUGUGGUGAUUUGUUAUUUUCCUACUGGACUGAGUCUAGUUCAUAGCCAGAUAGGUAAGCAGAACCUUAUUCCUGGCUAUCUUUUUAGUGUUGGCAUGGAUGUAUUUACUAUAUGUUUACAUUACCCUCUGUAGUGUUUUGGACUUUAAUGUCUGUACAUGUCUAGUGAUCAAUAUACAGUGGCGUUAAACUUAGGCACUACUAAUAGUUUUAAAGGACCCAUGGUUAGCUUGUUUGUCAAAACUGUUAUUUAUUAAUGUCAAGGCUGCUUUUAGUGGUACUUGCUGUGCUUCCAUCUUGUACUUUUAAAAUCUUAUGUAAGAUCUUGGAGUGACAAGGAGAAGAAGCCUAAUUAGGCUUGCUAUGUAGAACUCAGAUCAAUAUAGUUCCCUGACUAGGCUUGAAAUGAUUAUUAAAAAUAAAUUGGAAAUGCUGAUAAACAGUCAACGUAACAUAUAGACUAUUCCUGGAUGCUGUAUUUUAAUGCAAAACAGCUUAUUAGUGAAUAUUCCUCUUGAAACCACCAGUCUGAGAUUGCUUUCCUCCUGUUUUCUUGUCGUAGGUAACAUUGAAUACAGUUGUCCAGCCAGCAAUGAGUGUGAAAUUACCAAAAGGCGCAGAAAGGCUUGUCAAGCAUGUCGAUUUACAAAGUGCCUCCGUGUAGGCAUGCUUAAGGAAGGUGAGUCAUAUGUACUCUUUGUUCUAAUUAUCCUGCUGUAGCUGCAUUUGUAGUGUCAUUGUAUUACAGUUGCUUGUGUUUUUUAUUUCCAAGUCUAUGGUAAUUUUUGGAUGCCAUCCGGGUCCUCAUACAUGCAAGUGCUUCCUCUCAGAUGUGUUUUUUUUCUUUUGGGAAUUUUCCCUGCGUCAUCAGAAAGUACUGUUCUGCUAAUGUGAGCUUAAGAGACAGCAUUAAGCAAUCAUUUCCUUUUAACAGCUGUAAUUCUGUAUAUCUGUUCAUAUAUAAGUAGUGUGUUAACACUAGUGGAUAAAAUUGGAGUGGGGGAGACAUUGCAGCAGAAAUCACUUAACUGACUUUAAAAGAGAGGUGUUAAUGAAAUCGUUAUGUGGGAGGUGCAAUCAAUUUUGUAUACAUAACUAUCACUGUAAAAAGAGUCUUUAUAAAUUUUAUACAAGGAAUACUAGCAAUUUUCACAUUGGUGUGUUUAAAAGGCUACUCCAAUAUUUUGUUGAUGACAACAGUUAAUUAUACAGAUUGUGAUCUGCAUUUCGAUAAAGUGCCACCUCAUUUAAUUGCUGCCUUUUUGGAAGGAAAAAAAAACCCCAUCUGACAUUUUUUUAAACAGUCCAGUGCAUGUAAUGGUGUAAAAGGAGGGUAUAGGAGAAGAAGUGAUGGAAUUAUUAAAGAAUGGAAUAGAACGUUGUGGAAGAUUGAAUUGGGUGUGUUAUGGGGGAGAUCGGACGAUCCCUACAAAUGUGACAAACUUUGUGUCAGCAAGGUAAUUGAAACAAAAAUACAUGAUGGGGUUGAAACUCUAAACACAUAAAGUUGACCAAACAUCAACGGCUACUCUUAUUUUCAUCACAUUGGUCACUUUACACAUCUAAGAAAGGGACAAAUGUCAUACAUCUUUCUUUCUGGUCCAACAUCUUUGAAAAAACACUCCACGUCUUGAGCUAGAAUACUACAACUACCAAUCAUGAAUGACCAAUGAUGUGCCUACCUGAUGUACCCAAAGUCCAUAAAGCUGCAUAGGAGAAUUAGCUUACUUACAAUAGGCUUUCUGUACUUUAAAUGUCCUGUUAAUAGAAUGCCUUCUGAUGCAGAGAUUUUAAAGACAAACCCAUUAGUCCGUGACUAUAGGUUAAUAGAUAUUUGUGAAUGUGUUGCUAGACCUUGAUAGCUGUCAUUAUGAAUCCAUGUACUAAUUACUAAAUGAAUCUUUAUCAGACAUUUAAUCUUCUCUGAGUUUUCUUAAUUUAUGUAUUGCUGUAAUGCAGUAUACGUCUUUGCUUCCUGGCUCUGUGAAUACAUUCCCGGUCCACAUCACUAGCUUUUUGCAGUGUUUAACCCCUUAAGGACACAUGACAUGUGUGACAUGUGAUGAUUCCCUUUUAUUCCAGAAGUUUGGUCCUUAAGGGGUUAAUAUACCUUUGCUUUGAGUUUUCGAAUGAGUUUGUAUUUUUUUUCCUGGUUUUGUGCAGGAGUACGUUUGGAUCGUGUGAGAGGUGGUCGUCAAAAAUACAAAAGGAGGCCUGAAGGAGAUAUUAUGCAAUAUACCCCAGGAGGACAUGUCCAGCAAGGUCCAGCAAAUAUGGUGAAGAAGCAAGGUAAGAUUCUGUACCAGUCUGUCACUAUCAUAACUACUCCUUUACAGUAAUUCCAUAAUCCAGAUCAAAAAACUGAUUUUAGUGGCAGACAGAAACCAGCUGGCCUAGGAAGGACAACUCAUAUAUUUUUUUGUGUAAGGGAGUGUUUUGUGUGCAUGUGUAAUGGAGAAUGUAGUGUGUGUUUUCUAUACAUGUGUAAGAGUAUAGUGAAUGUUUUGUAUACACGUGUAAGAGAGUGUGUGCUUUCAGUCAUGUCCAAGGUAGAGUGUGUGUGAUAUAGUAUACAUGUCUAAAGGAGAAAGUGUGUGUUUUUAUGGGUGUCUUAGAUAUAAAUAGAUAUGUAAGGAAGAGUGGGUGCUUGUGGUUGAUGAAAGAUGCAUGUACGUAGACCAGCAUAAUGCAUCUAAAAAUCUAAAUAUAUAAUUGCUUGUACCCACCCUAACCACAGCCUCUUUCCCUAUCUUAUUGUCACUUUGUCUUUCACCUUUCCUUUUUCUGUACUUACAGGGAAACUUUAAUGUAAAAAAUAAAACCAUUUUUUCAACAGAGUUAUAUCUUGCAGUUUUAAAGUUAAGGCCUCUCCCCCAUAAGCCUAAAAAAAGGAUAAUUACUCACAUUUUCUCCAUAACCACGCUGGUGUUGUCACAGCUGCUGCCUACCACUGGCUAAAGUCAUCAUUACCGAUGAUCUCAGCCAAUCCAAUGCUCCUCUUUAGAGAAGCAUUGGUGGGCCUAUUACUCAUGGGUGGCAAUCAGCAUCUCUUCAUAGCGAUAAAUUAUCCCAUAUCUUUAUGCCAAUCAUGAUAACACCUAUUUGAGUCACAGCUACUCGAAAUGCCCUUUGGGCUAACUGUAAACACUGCCUUAACAGAAAAGGCAGUGUUUACAAAUGAUAGGGUGCAGGAACGGACUCUUUGCAGCAAAACCUCUACAUUAAGCUGUAGUGGUUCUGGUGCUUAGAGUGUACCUUUUAACAUCCUCUUCAUCUUCCCAUAUUUGCACAAUGGGCAAUAUCAUUCAAGAACAGUUCUAGGCUAAAUUUGCAAUGUUGGAACAAUCUGCAGUGGAAUUCAAUUUGUUUAUAUGCUAAUUGUUCAAAGUUUAACUUUUUUUUUCUGAAUUUCUUGAUAUAAAUAGGAGCCAAAGGAAUAGGUAACUGUGUCAUAUUUUCAAUAUGUGUCCACAAUUGUUUUACUGAUUCUUCUGAAUUAUUUCUCAGUGCGGUGUGGUGACAUUCUCUCCCCUCUCUAUCAUAUUCCUGUCUUAUUUUCACAUGUUACUUAAUCACUCUCCUGUCCGUUUCAGUUCCUAUGAACGCAGUUGUAUCACACUUGCUGGUUGCGGAGCCAGACAAGCUGUUUGCAAUGCCAGACCCAGCGCUUCCUGAUGGCUAUCUGAAAUCUAUGAGCACACUUUGUGACCUAGCAGACCGAGAGAUUGUCAUAAUAAUCAGUUGGGCAAAAAACAUCCCAGGUACAUGGUCCUGA